Messenger RNA from Colossoma macropomum (tambaqui), 1409 nucleotides. RefSeq names its product E3 ubiquitin-protein ligase TRIM47-like. Gene Ontology annotation, molecular function: zinc ion binding. The transcript has 7 exons. Bases 165 to 1409 code for a protein of 414 amino acids. The record is from RefSeq and is a predicted model, not a curated record. NCBI's taxonomy places the organism in Eukaryota, Metazoa, Chordata, Actinopteri, Characiformes, Serrasalmidae.
GUCCGGCUAUACGAGUCCAUGCUGAUUCUGCUAGCAGUUUAAGGAACACUGAACCAGGAAGUCUCUCAGUUCAGAGGGAAUGAAACUGAUUUCAGAGUGCUGCUCUCUCCCUCUCUCUCUCUCUCUCUCUCUCUCUCUUUCUCUCAGUCUGACCAUUCAGGAAAAUGGCAGAAACUGGUAUUUCGGAAGAUCAGUAUCGGUUUAUCUGUCCAGUCUGUCUGCAUCUGCCAAAUGAUCCAGUGACCGUUCCCUGUGGACACAGUUUCUGUAUGCUGUGCAUUAAUGGCUGCUGGGAUCAGGAGGAUCAGAGGGGGGUCUACAGCUGCCCCCAGUGCAGAGAGACCUUCACUCCGAGGCCUGUUCUACGCAGAAACUACUUUAUAGCUGAAAUGUUGGAGAAACUGAAGAUAGAACAUCAAGCUGCUCCUCCUGCUGGACCUGGAGAUGUGGAGUGUGAUUUCUGCACUGGGAGAAAACUGAAAGCUGUCAAAUCCUGUCUGAUGUGUUUGGCCUCCUUUUGUGAAGAUCAUCUUAAGCCUCACCUUGAAGUUCCUGGUUUGAAAAAGCACAAGUUGGUCAAAGUGUCCAAUCAGCUACAACAGAAGAUCUGCUCUCAACACGACAAACUGAUCGAGAUCUACUGCCGCACUGACCAGAGCUGUAUUUGCUACUUGUGUACGAUGCAUGAACACAAAGGUCACGAUACAGUUCCAGCUGUAGCAGAAAGAGCCCAGAAACAGAGUGAGCUAAAGGUGCUGGAGAGGAGGUUUCAGCAGAGACUCCAGGAGAAGGAGAAGAAGCUGCAGGAGCUGAAACAGGCUGUGAACACUAUUAAGCACUCUGCACAGGCAGCACUGGAGGACAGUGAGAAGAUCUUCACUGAGCUGAUCCGCUCCAUUGAGAAGAAGCGCUCUGAGGUAACAGAGCUGAUCAGAGCUCAGGAGAAGGCUGAGCUGAGUCAAACUGAAGAACUGCUGGAGAACCUGGAGCAGGAGAUUGCUGAUCUAAAGAGGAGAAACACUGAGCUGGAGCAGCUUUCACAAACUGAGGAUCACAUCCAUUUCCUCCAGAGUUUCCAGUCUCUCUGUGUCUCUUCUGGAUCUGAGGCCUCGUCCAGCUUCUCUGUCCAUCCACAGCAGUCAUUUGAUGGAGUGAGGAAAUCUCUCUCUGAUCUGAAAGAGCGUCUAGAGCAAUUCAAGAAGGAAUUCAGUGAAAUCCCUGCACAGAGUUCCACAGCUGCUGCAGGACGAAUAAUUGCAUGCUCAUGGACAAAAACCAGGCGACAAUUUCUGCAGAGUUCCACAGCUGCUGCAAGUCGAGUGAUUUCACCUUCAGCGCCAAAGACCAGAGAAGAUUUUCUGAAGUGUAUGUACAAAACACACAUGCACCCACAUAGAAAGAUAGUUUAA